Molecule: messenger RNA, 989 nt
Organism: Dromiciops gliroides (monito del monte)
Lineage: Eukaryota; Metazoa; Chordata; Mammalia; Microbiotheria; Microbiotheriidae
Gene: TMEM208
Product: transmembrane protein 208
Exons: 6
Coding region: 239-769 (176 amino acids)
Biological process (GO): vacuolar protein processing
Cellular component (GO): intracellular membrane-bounded organelle
Source: RefSeq, a predicted model, not a curated record
CACCCGAAGCGCUCUCCUUGCUGAGCUGGUGUUGCCUGGCGUCCGUCGCCGCUGUUCGUCCUCCUCUCCGCUCCGGAGUUGGUGGUUCGGUAACACCAUGGCGGUAAGGAUGAUGGGGUGAUUCGGGGGGAGAGCGAGGACCGAAAUCCAGGGAAGCUUGUCAAAAGGAAUGCCAGUGAAGGAAAUUGACUGAGUCGCAAAAGGAGACCGGGACCUACCAAAGCAUGGGACGGGGGUGAUGGAAUGUACCAAGCCCAAAGGGAAGGUGGGCACGAAGGGGAAGAAGCAAAUAUUUGAAGAAAAUAAGGAAACCCUGAGAUUCUACUUUCGGAUCAUCCUGGGUGCCACUGCAAUUUACAGCAUCGUGACCCUUGGGAUCUUCUACUCUUCAGCAUCUUUCUGGGCCUGGACGGCCCUAGUGUUCAGCUUGGUUGUGUAUGGGGCCAGCUACCGCUCCAUGAGCUCCAUGGCCAAGGCAGCCUUCUCGGAGGAUGGGGCUCUGGCGGACAGCGGCAUCGACCUCAACAUGGAGCAGGGAAUGGCAGAGCACCUGAAGGACGUGAUCCUGUUGACAGCCAUUGUCCAAGUGCUCAGCUGUUUCUCCCUCUAUGUGUGGUACUUCUGGCUCUUGGCGCCAGGCCGGGCACUCUACCUCCUGUGGGUGAACAUCCUGAGCCCCUGGCUCACAGCUGAGUCAGCCAACUCCAUCAUUGAGCCCAAUGAGAAGCGCCAACGACGGCAGGAACGCCGACAGAUGAAGCGGUUGUAGCCAGGAUGGUAUUGGAAGGCAGGCUGCAGCUACAAAAUUGAGCAGAACUGAGCGAGGCUCUCCCAGUCAGGGCAGACCCUGUCUGUCCAGUGCCUGGGUCCUGCCCCCUGACUGCCCCCCAGAGACUGGAAGCCAUGGGACCUGGACGUCUAGACGAACUGGGUCAGGGUGGGCAGGGGGAAGGGGCCAGCUUGUUAUAAUAAAGAGCCAAAGCUGGGAA